This is a messenger RNA of Phasianus colchicus (ring-necked pheasant), 3194 nucleotides long. RefSeq names its product NFKB repressing factor (gene NKRF). Gene Ontology annotation, molecular function: nucleic acid binding. The record is from RefSeq and is a predicted model, not a curated record. Gene Ontology annotation, cellular component: nucleoplasm; nucleolus. NCBI's taxonomy places the organism in Eukaryota, Metazoa, Chordata, Aves, Galliformes, Phasianidae.
UUCGCCGCCGGCCGCCCCCGUGCCCGGCGGUUGCGUUCCCUCCGCGGCGGAGCGGGGCGGGGCCGGGCCGCUGUGCCCGCUGAGCGAUGUCCCCGCCGCCGGCGGAGGCGGUGCCCGAAGAGGUGCUGGAGCAGUGGCGGCAGUACAGCGAGAGCGAGCGGCACUGGGCUGCGCGCCGCCGCUUCAUCCUCCGCCACCUCCACAGUUACCCCGGUGCCGCCAUCGACCGGCUGCUGGCGCUGUCCGUCCUGUGGAGCAACCACGUCUUCUUGGGCUGCAGGUAUGGCUCACAGGUCAUGGAAAAGGUUCUCAAGAUGGCAGAGGGCAUCGACAUCGGGGAGAUGCAGACGUUUGAACUGGUCCCUAGCAAGAAGCUGAAGAGACAGCGGUCCCCACCUGACAGUCCAGAGCGGAAAGAGAUUCCUGAACCUCCCAAAAAGGUGGUCCCUAGGUUCCGUGUGCGGCCACGUUUUGAACCCAUCCACUUCGUAACCAGUGCUGAGAAGGAUGGCAAGAAGGAAGAUUCUCUGGACAGCCAAACACAGGAAAUGCACCAAGAGGCAAAUACAGACAGUGUAACACAGCCAGCUGAAAACUGUAUAGAUUCUCAUUCUGAGAAUGCCCAGCGAGUGGAUCCCCAGAUCUCCAGCUCAGCUGGAUUUGGCUUUGCAAGCCAGGCAGCAACUCCCAAUAAGGCUGUGAAUAGUACGGACGUUGCCACAAGUGGCAUGUUGCAGGUUUCUGUUCCUCCCUCAUCUGUCCAGUCUGUAUCAGAGACUUUCCCUCCAUCAGCUAUAAUGCUGAAGCAGAGUUUUAUUGAGAAACUGUCAGCAGCUGUCUGGAAAAAUCUUGCUAACCCAGAUGCAAACAUUGGGACUGAUAAAAUUAACUAUACGUAUCUCUUGACACGUUCAAUUCAGGCAUGCAAGACAAAUCCUGAAUAUAUUUAUGUUCCUCUGAAAGAAAUUGCCCCCGCCGACCUCCCAAAGAGUAAGAAGCUCCUAACAGAUGGCUUUGCUUGUGAAGUACGAUGUCAGAAUGUCUACUUGACCACUGGUUAUGCCGGCAGCAAAAAUGGAUCUAGGGAUCGAGCCACAGAACUGGCAGUCAAGUUGCUGCAGAAGUCUGUAGAAGUUAGGGUUGUGCAGCGGAAGUUCAGGCACACCUAUCACGAAGACCUGGUGGUGUGCCAGGCAGGUGUGAGUUGCCCAGAUUUCCCUCCUGCUCUCAAACCUCAUGAGGAGUUUGUAGUAGCCAACAGGGACUGUGUCCCAGCACAGCCCGGUGCUGAAUCCGCGAAAGGUUCCACUAACACCAGCAAACACUGGACUAGUUUUGUCCUCACAGAGAAUGCCAGCGAUGCAAUAGGAAUACUUAACAAUUCUGCUUCGUACAACAAAAUGUCUGUUGAAUAUAAAUAUGACUACAUGCCCAACCGCAUGUGGCGUUGUCGAGUGUUUCUACAAGAUCACUGCUUGGCUGAGGGAUAUGGCACUAAGAAGACCAGCAAGCAUGCUGCAGCUGAUGAAGCGCUGAAAAUUUUGCAGAAGACUCAGUCAAAUCUAACAGCCAUCAAAAUGACCCAGGUUCAGAAGGUGGGCCGCUCAUCGCAAGGGUCUGGGAGGAAGAAGGACCUGAAGGACCUUGUGGUUUAUGAGAACUCUGAUAACCCGGUGUGCACGCUGAAUGACACUGCUCAGUUCAACAAGAUGACGGUCGAGUACGUCUUCGAAAGGAUGACUGGCAUGCGAUGGAAGUGCAAGGUGCUGCUUGAAAAUGAAUUCAUCGCAGAAGCAGUUGGAGUGAAGAAAUCUGUCAAGCAUGAGGCAGCAGAGGAAGCUGUGAAAAUCCUCAAAAAGACUCAGCCAACUGUUGUUAAUAAUCUGAAAAAAGGCACCAUUGAAGACGUCAUCUCCAGAAAUGAGAUUCGGGGGCGAUCGGCAGAAGAUGCUUUGAAACAGAAAAUCAAAGAAGACAACAUUGGGAAUCAAAUUUUAAGAAAGAUGGGCUGGACGGGUGGUGGCCUAGGGAAGGACGGGGAAGGAAUUAGAGAACCUAUUUCAGUGAAGGAGCAGUUUAAAAGGGAAGGACUUGGGCUUGAUGUGGAAAGGGUAAAUAAAAUCGCUAAAAGAGAUAUUGAACAGAUCAUUCGAAACUAUGCCCACUCAGACAGUCACGUUGACUUGACAUUCUCUACGGAACUGACCAAUGAUGAACGGAAGCAGAUACAUCAGAUUGCCCAAAAAUAUGGUCUUAAAAGUAAAUCUCAUGGCCAGGGCCAUGAUAGAUACUUGGUGGUAAGCAGAAAGCGGCGCAAGGAGGAUCUGUUGGACCAGCUGAAGCAAGAAGGCCAUGUUGGGCAUUAUGAGCUUAUCAUGCCUCAAGCAAAUUGAGGUUCACUGUCCGAGUUUACUGGUGAAAAUGACAAAAGACGUUUCUAGAUACCUGGUUGAAGAAAAAGAUGCUGCAUUUCUUGUUGCGUGAUAUGUUAACAUUAAAAUCUUUUACUUUGCUCAUAUGAUUUCUAAAAUGUUGCUGGACAAUUAGGACUGGCCAAGUUCUAUUUGAGCAUAUUAGCACAACCCAACAGCCAUCAGUAGUGCUGUUACUGUAUGUCUUUGAUAUUACUUGUUCCUUCACAUUUUAAUAGUUUUGUAAUAGCAAAAACACAUGUCCAACCAGAAAGAAUUUGACACCGUUUAAAAUUAUAGUUCCUUUAUUCUUCAUAACCUUUUUGACUGAGAAAGGAAAAAAUGCCUUGUUUUAAAAACAAAAAGGAUAAAAAGCAAAAGAAAUGCAGUUUGGAGGAAUAAAUCUGUAUGUAAAGUUGGUAUUGAUGACAAUAAAAAUACAGCUUUAUUUCUGGAAAAAAAAAGAAGGAAAAAACAAGUUUGUCACCUUUUGUGUAAAAAGAAGUGUGUGAAAACUGCAUUUAUUCCUAAGAAAGGUGUAUAUAGCAAGGUCUUGUCUCUGCUGUGUACAUAUGUGGAGAAAAAUGUCCUUAUCCACUGUAACAGUACGGUUUUAUUCAUAGGCUUUUACCUUGAGCCUCCCAUACUGACAGCCACUGAAUGCACCUUACUCAUCAGUGUACAGGACUUAGAUAAUUCCAGUGGAUUUUAACCUUGAAGCACUGCUUGACGUAUGUAAAUACCACAGUGAAGUGUGAAAUAUAAAAACUGGAGGUAAACACA